Panonychus citri (citrus red mite) is the source of this 2329-nucleotide messenger RNA. Its product is annotated as plexin domain-containing protein 2-like. Bases 194 to 1588 code for a protein of 464 amino acids. The transcript has 6 exons. NCBI's taxonomy places the organism in Eukaryota, Metazoa, Arthropoda, Arachnida, Trombidiformes, Tetranychidae. The record is from RefSeq and is a predicted model, not a curated record.
UUAUUUACGCCAAUGAGGCUCAGGUUUCAAAGUUGAGAUUUAGAACAGAAUUUCAACUUGUCCGCUUGAUGUCGCCACUUCUUCUUCUUCUUUUCUUUAGAUUGGUUUACAUUUUGUCUUUUCCGUCAAUGGUUUAUUGUUGAUUGUCUUAAAACUCUGGUUGUUCUUAAUUAGGCCAAUAAGUCUACUGGAUAUGUUCUCCACCAAUGGAAUCAUCUUCUCUUUGUUCCUUCUCAAUCAUCUCAACAACUUGGUCAUUUGUAAAAAGGCCGAGGAAUCUUCAAAAUCUGUUGUUCCAAUUAAACCAGUGGUGUUAAACACGACCAAAAUAGUUUCGACGGAAUUAAAUGCUACGAAUUAUGGAGUCACUAAUAGUUCAGAGGCAAAUGCCAAUGAUACCUCAGUAGAUGAUUUAGACAGUAUACCUGAAGAGCCACAGCUUCCAUCUAAUUUGUCAAGAAAGAAUGACACGCAUUUAUAUUAUAACUCAACAAUACUCAGUGAUCCAAAUGAAGCCAUGAAAUACUGGGUUGACAUUGACAAAAUGCCCAAUGUUACCCUUCAUCAAAUGCUAUCCAAAUCUCACCGACGUGCUGCACCCGUUAAUAUGACCUUUGAAUUCCCUUUCUAUGGGCAUCCAAUAAAAAAUGUUACAAUUGCAACUGGUGGUUUUCUUUACCUUGGUAACACUGUACACAGCUGGCUGGCUGCGACACAAUACGUUGCACCCUUGAUGGCGAACUUUGACACAAGGAUAGACGAUUCAUCGAAAAUCAAAUAUGCCGAGAAUGGAACUGCUUUCGUCGUUCAAUGGGAGCAUGUUGCAAUCAAGGAACUUCCUGGUGAAUUUUUCACCUUCCAAGUUACUUUGAAGAAAAACGGUGACAUUGUAUUUGUUUACAAGGACCUUCCACUUUCCCUCAGUCAACUACCGGAUACCCAUCAUCCUGUUAAAGUGGGUCUUUCUGAUGCGUAUGUAAUUGACAAAACAGCUUUCUUCAUUCGAAAAAAGACAAUCUACGAAUAUCACCGAGUUGAAUUGAAGAAAGAAAAUCUCGCCAACAACACAGCCAUUUAUUUCGCUGCUUUACCAACUUGUAUCGCAUUGAAAGACUGUCCAAGUUGCUUGGCUGGUGUUAAAGGAUUCGACUGUAAAUGGUGUGAAAGUCUUGGACGAUGUUCCGAUGGUUUGGACAGAAAGAGACAAGAUUGGCUUGGAAAGGGUUGUGAUGAUGAGUCCAAGAGAAGCAACUGCUCCGCACCCACCAAUAGUUCAAUUAUAAUUCCAAGUGCGGCUCCCACUAUUUCAGUCUAUUCAGGCAAAGUUAAAAAAGCGGAAUCACCCUCCGUCAAUUCACCUCUCUACCACCAAGGAUCAAACGCGAAUAGUAAAUCAGGAAAUGGAAAAGCAAGUUUUGUGGCGGUCAUGUUAUUUGUGUCUUUAAUUUCUGGAGCCGUUUUAUGGAUACUUUAUGCCUACAAGAAUCCACAAAGCUCGUCAGGACAAUUUUUAAUUAAAUAUCGACCUGCUCAAUGGCGUUUCGCUGGAAGUGAAGCUCGUUACACAGCAGCGUCUAUUCACAUGUAAAAUAAGCUCAACAUCGAACAAUCAACUAUAUCACAUUCAACCAAUGCCUUCAAUCAAGAAAAGCGUCUGUGCCUAUUGAUAACUUUUCUAUGAGCAGCAUCAUUUCUCUCUCUCUCUCUCUCUCUCUCUCUCUCUCUCUCUCUCUCUAUGCUAAAACUCAAAAGCUCAAUCAUAUCAUCAUAGUGCUUCCUUUACAUUUAUUACUCCAUGCAACCUUAUUGACCGCAUCUUUUGUCGUAUCGGUGCAUUUCGCUUUCUAUUAACAUUCAUCAAUUCACAUUGUAAAUACGACAAUUGAUUAUUUUUGGAAGACUGAAACGACUGAAAACGACGAAUUAAACGAUUCCACCCAAUUCAUGCUGAUAUCUUGUCAUGAUUGAUUAGAAGACUGAAACAACGAAAUAUUCACGCACAUUCACACGAAAUCAGAAUCUUUCCUUAUCCUCUCAGUGCUCUCAUAUGAAUUAAGUAAAAAACUCUGUCUUUUAAUCAAUUGAAACAAAAGAAAAUCAAUUUCAGUUAUCAUUAUUUUCUCCUUCCCAUCAUCGUUUUUAUCUCAUCUUCUUGAUCCGAGACAAUUUAACUUGUACAAUUAACUUUACCAUUCAGUCAUUGAUUUACCACAUUAAUUGUAUCAUCUCCCUUAGUUAUACAUUAAUUUGAACAUUUAAAUAAAAAGAAAGGUUCAUUUACAGUUGAAACAAAUUCAACACCAGAUCGAGGAUAAUUUAAGAUAAUCAA